Pterocles gutturalis (yellow-throated sandgrouse) is the source of this 1100-nucleotide messenger RNA. It is a transcript of the gene MED6, whose product is annotated as mediator complex subunit 6. The coding region runs from base 134 to 721 and encodes 195 amino acids. Gene Ontology annotation, biological process: regulation of transcription by RNA polymerase II. NCBI's taxonomy places the organism in Eukaryota, Metazoa, Chordata, Aves, Pterocliformes, Pteroclidae. The record is from RefSeq and is a predicted model, not a curated record. Gene Ontology annotation, molecular function: transcription coactivator activity. The transcript has 7 exons. Gene Ontology annotation, cellular component: mediator complex; core mediator complex.
AGAUAAUCUCUUGGGAAUUUCCUGGGUUGACAGCUCCUGGAUUCCCAUAUUAAACAAUGGGAGUGUGUUGGACUAUUUCUCGGAGCGAAGUAACCCAUUCUAUGACCGAACAUGUAACAACGAAGUCGUCAAAAUGCAGCGGAUGACCUUGGACCAUUUGAACCAGAUGGUUGGAGUGGAGUACAUCCUUCUUCAUGCUCAAGAGCCCAUUCUCUUCAUUAUCAGAAAGCAGCAAAGGCAAUCUCCAACACAAGUUAUUCCAUUGGCUGACUACUAUAUUAUUGCUGGAGUGAUUUAUCAGGCACCUGACUUAGGGUCUGUCAUUAACUCCAGAGUUCUCACUGCAGUGCAUGGAAUUCAGUCUGCUUUUGAAGAAGCUAUGUCCUACUGUCGCUAUCACCCGUCCAAGGGCUACUGGUGGCAUUUCAAAGAUCAAGAAGAAAGAGAGAAAGCUAAACCAAAAGCCAAGAAGAAAGAAGAACCAAGUUCUAUUUUCCAAAGGCAACGGGUAGAUGCUUUGCUGUUAGACCUCAGACAAAAGUUUCCACCCAGAUUUGUUCAGCAAAAGCCUGGAGAAAAGCCAGUCCCAGUGGAUCAAAUCAAGAAGGAACCAGAACCAGCCCCUGAAGCAGUCAAGCCAGAGGAAAAAGAGACUGUAAAGAACGCUCAGCAGAGUGCUGGUGCUAAAGGACCACCUGAAAAACGGAUGAGACUCCAGUGAAGAGAGAAGUUGUUACACAUCUGGAUUAGUCAGUACCUGGAAAACAGAAGAUUCUUGCUCCCCUUUAUAUUUAAGCUCUUCCACUGAGACUCACGAUUCAGGGACUGAAGUCCCUACAACAGCUUGUUCUGUAAAAAUUUGUCACACAGAUGUUAAUGUCAGGAUGUGAGCUGCCUCAAGGAAGGUGUUUUCAGUCUUCAUCUUACUUUGAAUGUUGGCUUCUGAGAAUGGUUUUUCACAUGGACAUAUUUUGUAGCCUCCUGAAACCUUUACAAACUCUUGUAUCCCUUGUGUCUUGGUUUCCUAUGUAAAAAGAAAAUUGUAUAUAUAAAAAAAAACCCCCUGAAUUCUUGGCAAAUAAAAUUCCUGUCUGCUGGAA